Molecule: messenger RNA, 900 nt
Organism: Tupaia belangeri chinensis (Chinese tree shrew)
Lineage: Eukaryota; Metazoa; Chordata; Mammalia; Scandentia; Tupaiidae
Gene: ARPC3
Product: actin related protein 2/3 complex subunit 3
Exons: 7
Coding region: 111-647 (178 amino acids)
Biological process (GO): Arp2/3 complex-mediated actin nucleation; regulation of actin filament polymerization
Cellular component (GO): Arp2/3 protein complex; cytoskeleton
Source: RefSeq, a predicted model, not a curated record
GCCCUCCCCUUCCGGCUCACUUCCGCCUACCCCGCCCAGGCAGCCGGACCGGAAGCGUCGCGCUCUAACCCGAUCCUUCUGGUCUAGGUGGAAACCCGGGUGCUGCCGAUAUGCCGGCUUACCACUCUUCUCUCAUGGACCCCGACACCAAACUCGUUGGAAACAUGGCACUGUUACCUAUCAGAAGUCAGUUCAAAGGACCUGCCCCUAGAGAGACAAAAGAUACAGAUAUUGUGGAUGAAGCCAUCUAUUACUUCAAGGCCAAUGUCUUCUUCAAAAACUAUGAAAUUAAGAAUGAAGCUGAUAGGACCUUAAUAUAUAUAACUCUCUACAUUUCUGAGUGUCUGAAGAAACUCCAAAAGUGCAAUUCCAAAAGCCAAGGCGAGAAAGAAAUGUAUACACUGGGAAUUACUAAUUUUCCCAUUCCUGGAGAGCCCGGUUUUCCACUUAAUGCAAUUUAUGCCAAACCUGCAAACAAACAGGAAGAUGAAGUGAUGAGAGCAUACUUACAGCAGCUCAGGCAAGAGACCGGGCUGAGACUUUGUGAGAAAGUUUUCGACCCUCAGAAUGAUAAACCUAGUAAGUGGUGGACUUGCUUUGUGAAGAGACAGUUCAUGAACAAGAGCCUCUCAGGACCUGGACAGUGAAGGGAUCCUGGGCAGCUACCGUCUCCAGACACGAGCAGCAUUUUACAGCGAGAUGUACACAAUCCUUUGCCUUUGUUUCCUAAAAUUUUAUACGGAAGAGAGAAGAGAGCAUGUCUUUGCUUGGAAAGCUCUUGAUCAAGAUUUUGAGUGGGGGGAGGGAGAGUGGGUUGUCCAAGGGUGAUUUGAAAUUUUGGCAGUAUUAAGCUGGUGCUUAAUAGGAAUAAGUAAUAAUAAAGAAGUUUCUAACAUUCCA